Molecule: messenger RNA, 936 nt
Organism: Metarhizium album ARSEF 1941
Lineage: Eukaryota; Fungi; Ascomycota; Sordariomycetes; Hypocreales; Clavicipitaceae
Product: Serine-threonine protein kinase 19
Exons: 2
Coding region: 1-936 (311 amino acids)
Biological process (GO): positive regulation of Ras protein signal transduction; protein phosphorylation
Molecular function (GO): protein serine/threonine kinase activity
Source: RefSeq, a predicted model, not a curated record
AUGCCGCAAAACAUCCGCUCAAUACUGGGCAAGGCACGCAUCACAAAGCAGAAACCUCGCUCGUCGUCCGCGCACGCGGCCCAGUCCUCGACCUCGUCCUCGUCCUCGUCGCCACGCAGGAGGAGGCGGCCGCCCCCCCAGGAACCGGAAUCCGAGCACGACGCCCUCUUCCCCCUCAGGUUCAGCGACCUCGGGGCGGCGCCGGUGCUCAGCGCCCGCGAGGAGCUCGGCCCCAGCGUCAGCGUCAGCCCCCGCGACGUGCCGCAGGCGAUGCGGUACAUCCGCGCGCGCAUGUUCUCGGCCGUGCCCCGGUCCGGGCUCCCGUCCGGCCGGAGGACCGCCGAGGUGCUCAACCGCCGCGCGUCGAUGCCGCCGCUCGUGACGACGGGCCACGUCCACGCCGUGCUGGCCGGGCCGCCGGGCAGGACCGAGCGCGAGAUCGCGGAGCUGGUGGGCAGGGGGGUCCUGCGCAGGGUGCGCGUCGAGCGGAGGGGCGGCGCGGGCGAGGCGCUCAUCGAGACGCGCGACCUGGAGGAGAUGCUGCGGCGGGCGGACGUGUCGGACGGCGCCGCUGCGUGCCCGGCCGGAGGACCGCGCGGCGCUGACGUCGGGGGGGGCGGCGCGCCCGCCCUGGCCGCGAGGGGCGGUGGCCGGGCCGCCUUCCGGGUCGCGGUGCCGGGGCACGGGGGCUAUCUCAAGCUGGCGGAUGGAGCGGUCGACUGGGUGCGCGAGGCGCUGGGCAGGACGAGGUGGGGAGAGGGCCCCGAGUCGUGGCUCAAGGAGAGGUUUGAGGGCAACGGACUGUACGGGACGAGGUGGAAGGAGUUUUGGGGCGUCGAGUGGGAGUGGGUGCUGGGUCAGGCCGUGGGCUUGGGUGUCGUUGAACUCUUCGAGACGGGCAGCGUAGGCAGGGGCGUGAGGCUCUUGGGCGGGUGA